GGCGCAGCCGAGGGGCCCCAAAGAGUUUGUGGAGGCAGUUCCGGUGUGGGACGCUGCGUUUCGGUCGCUCUUUUCCGAGGCUGGAGUUUUAGCAGCAAGUGAACAUGUCUGGUCGCGGAAAGCAGGGCGGCAAAGUGAGGGCCAAGGCCAAGUCCCGGUCCUCCCGCGCAGGCCUGCAGUUCCCGGUGGGCCGAGUGCACAGACUGCUGCGGAAGGGGAACUACGCGGAGCGAGUGGGCGCCGGGGCGCCGGUGUACCUGGCGGCGGUGUUGGAGUACCUGACCGCAGAGAUCCUGGAGUUGGCUGGCAACGCUGCGCGGGACAACAAGAAGACCAGGAUAAUCCCUCGCCAUCUGCAGCUCGCCAUCCGCAACGACGAGGAGCUAAACAAGCUGCUGGGGAAAGUGACCAUCGCUCAGGGCGGCGUCCUGCCCAACAUCCAGGCCGUGCUGCUUCCGAAGAAGACGGAGAGUCAGAAGGCGAAGAGCAAGUGACCCUGACCUCGCCACAGGGACGCUGGCUUCCCAGGCAAAGGCCCCGUUCGUAACCGUCCCGCUGUCUUUUCGAAAGUGCUGGAUGCCGUGGAGGGCUAGCGGGGAGGCGGACGGCCAGGGGCUGGCCAGGCCGCGAGCCAAUAAAGUUGUUAAAACCAUA
Molecule: messenger RNA, 654 nt
Organism: Tupaia belangeri chinensis (Chinese tree shrew)
Lineage: Eukaryota; Metazoa; Chordata; Mammalia; Scandentia; Tupaiidae
Gene: H2AJ
Product: H2A.J histone
Exons: 1
Coding region: 105-494 (129 amino acids)
Cellular component (GO): nucleosome
Molecular function (GO): structural constituent of chromatin; DNA binding; protein heterodimerization activity
Source: RefSeq, a predicted model, not a curated record